This is a messenger RNA of Pocillopora meandrina, 825 nucleotides long. The record is from the annotation of a GenBank genome assembly. NCBI's taxonomy places the organism in Eukaryota, Metazoa, Cnidaria, Anthozoa, Scleractinia, Pocilloporidae.
AUCAGACUUCUAGAGGAAAGAUAUCGGCCUUGGAAUUAUUCUGCUUGUACCACGCAAGGUAGAGGAAAACCAAUCCAACAUGUCGUCAAACAUCACCUUAUCGUGUCCGAGCGUUACAAAACACUCUUCUGUUUCGUUCCUAAAGUAGCAUGUAGCAACUGGAAACGAAUUUUUCACGUUUUAGAUGGACAUUUCAACUCGUCGAAAGAUAUCUCCCACAAUGCUUCGCACGAAUCAGGAAGGUUACGCUUUUUGAAACAUUAUUCAAAUGCUACAGUGGUAAAUCACAUGUUAAAAACAUACAAAAAGAUUGCAUUUGUUCGCGAACCUAUGGAGCGAUUUCUGUCGGCCUACCGGAGCAAAUUUGCACCCGUUGAUCCCCCUAGGAAGGGAUAUUAUUACAAAAUCGGCCAAGAAAUCAUCAGAAUCGUGCGGCAGAACUCUACGGGGUUAACUCCACAUUAUCCCACAUUUAAGGAAUUCGUAACUUACACAAAUACUACGCCUGUUAGCUCUCAUGAUGAACACUGGGAUCUUCAGCAUAAUUUAUGCGCGCCGUGUGAUAUAAAUUAUGACUUUGUUGGCUUUUAUGAUAACAUCAAAGCAGAUGCUCACCUCGCUCUUAUGUUGAUGGGAGCUGAUGGAGAGGUUACAUUCCCAAACAUCGAAGCUGCACCCGAGGGACAAGGAUCACAAACGAAGAUGAAGACUUUCUAUUCAGGAAUAUCACAAGAAGAAUUCACACGACUGCAGAAUAUCUACGCAAAAGACUAUGACAUUUUUGGAUUCAAAAAGCCCAGUUAUCAAGAAAUAGUGAAUCACUGA